CAACGGGAAGACAACCACCAGGCUGAGAAGAUGGCCAGCCUCGGGGAAACGAACAGGCGUUGAACUUGUGUGACUGAUAACACAUUUUGUCUCUCCUACAAGACAAGCUUUCCCAACCCUCUAUCUCAACAACUGUCUCAAUCACGCCAUAAACUGCUUCGUCGCCAUUCCCACCUGUUGUUUGUUUCCCUGUGCAAAACAUCCGCGACGUCGACUUCCAUAACUCUCUUAUUACGACUGUUGCCUCCCUCUUCCUCCUCCCUUAUCUCUUCCACAGCAUCGAUUGCGCCAUCAUCUCACACAGCCACCCAUGAGCAGAGAGAUUGGAAUUCCCUCACCGCUAUAUUAAAGUUCAUACUACAUCAGCAAGGCCUACAUAUAUCGAAGUCUGCUGGCAAUUGACUUUGGAUCUUCAUACCUCCGAUCAACUCAGCACACCGUGGUCAGCCAUGUGCCGCUUUUUGGUCUACAAAGGAAGCGAUGAGAUUUUACUGUCAAAAUUGAUCCUCGAUCCAUCCCACUCGAUCCUCACACAGUCCUUCGAUUCCAGGCUGCGGCUGGAUACUCGUCGACCUCACAACGGCGAUGGCUUUGGAAUUGGAUACUAUACAGACCCGAAGCUAGGCCCGGAACCUUGCAUUUUCACAUCGACGAUCCCCGCAUGGAACUGCAUUAACCUCCAGCGCAUUGCUUCAAAGACUGCCUCGCCACUCAUAUUCGCCCAUGUUCGCGCCACGACGGAAGGCUCUCUCAGUGACGACAACUGCCACCCUUUCCGUCAUGGAAGCUUGAUGUGGAUGCAUAAUGGAGGGUUAGGAGCCUGGAAGUACAUCAAGCGUCGGUUAGGGGAGCGGUUGGCCGAUAAAUGGUAUCUGGGUGUCUGCGGUGGUACCGACAGCGAAUGGGCAUUUGCUCUCUACCUUGACACCUUAGAGCGAAUGGGUCAUGACCCAAGCAAUCCUCCGGAGCACGGGUUUGGACCAGGCAUCCUUCGCCAGGCAAUGUUGAAGGUUAUCAAGGACAUCAACCAGUUCAUUGCAGAAGUCCCACCAAAGUUGAUCGUAGAAGAAAAGGUGGACACUCGCAGUCUCCUAAACUUCGCUGUCACAGAUGGCCACAGUGUUAUUUGCACGCGGUAUGUGAGUAGCCAGACAGAUGAAGCUGCAAGUCUAUACUACUCAUCUGGAUCGACGUGGCACGACGAGAAGAAGGGCAACUUCCAAAUGGACAGGCGUGAUAAGGGAGCCGACAUUGUGCUUGUUGCCAGCGAGCCACUGACUUUCGAACGAGACAAUUGGGUAACCGUUCCUACCAAUUCGACUCUCACAAUCCAUAACCAGACUGUCAUGGUCCAUCCGAUUAUCGAUGAGAACUACAGUCAAAAUCCCGCUCAUAAGCGUUCCGCACAGUUUGUCGCCGAAAAAGGUCUCACUACAAACCCAACAAGCAAGCCUUGCACGGAAACUGGUACAUCCACACCGUCAUCCGUUUCAACCUCCAAAGCAACUUCACCUUCGGAGUCCUACAACAAACACGUUUCCCUUCCUGUUUCGCGGCUCAAUGAGUGCAUGUCAGGGCUAUCCGUGCGAUCUCUCUCACCUGAGAGUGCAAGUGACAGCGGGUACCGGCCAGUCUUAUCCGGCAGAGACCCAUCAAGGCCGCAGGAGCAGGGAAACAUCAAGAAGAAGCGGGUCAGCCUGAUAGAGAUUGAUCCCCAGGUUCUCAGAGAUGCAGACCAAGACUACCAGUCUCUUGGGUCGCAGUCACAGAGGUCAGGGCGAUUAGGGAGUGGAAACACAAGCCCUAAUCCGGAUAGAACAAACUAUGGCAGUGCUGCCAAGAUUACACAGUACUUCCCGGAGCUGUCAUGAGGGAUAUUUUUCUGAAGCGUCUUUUGUUUGAUUAUGUUUAGCGCGUUGUCAAGGGUUCGCAAGGGAAAGUCGACAGGCAUGGGGCUUUGGAGUUUUUGUGGCGUGUCUUUCAUGGCGGAUAAACGUCUUCGGUUUGCGUGUAUUGUCACUGCAAAUAAGGGAGAUACAGUCAAUCUGGCAGUUUGCCAUGUAGUUCGGCACAAGAUAUGGAUGGUUGGAAGGAAAACAUGGUGUUAUGUUCAUACCCUCUGUUUUAUCAUUUCAAAUCAUUUCAAACGUGUCCUCUCCAAUGAGCGGCUGACACACUCUAGUCCUUCUACAGAAUUAUAGAAUAUA
Messenger RNA from Pseudogymnoascus verrucosus, 2207 nucleotides. RefSeq lists its product as uncharacterized. Lineage: Eukaryota; Fungi; Ascomycota; Leotiomycetes; Thelebolales; Thelebolaceae. The record is from RefSeq and is a predicted model, not a curated record. The transcript is spliced from 4 exons. The coding region runs from base 450 to 1871 and encodes 473 amino acids.